CCUGAACUGGCAAAUUAAAAAAAAAGUGUGUGCCUAGGCUUUUUAUCUAUUAUUGUUAUUAUUAUUAUUUUUUACUGCAAUGUAAUCUAUUUGUAAAACUGUUCGCAUUAGAGAAUUAAUGCUGGGGCUUUAAAGCUGCUUCAGAGCUGGGUAUAGUUGGACUUCACUGCAUGUGCUGAUUUAUGACAGCCUGGCAAACAUUUGUAAUUAAUGCAACAUUUAGUAUUUAAUUCAAGCAAUUAAAUACAGAUACUGCCUUUUACSCUUGACCUCAAAACUGAGUGAACACUAAGAGUUUUUAAUGCUGCUAUAUCACAGUCAGUUUUACAGAUAYUGAGAUAAAAUUUGCUGUGAUGUUUGGUUUGAUAUUCAUGUGCUACUCUGUUUAAAACUUGAACWUUGUUGGAAUGAGUUGCUUAGCAAAACAUAUGACCUGGAUGAUUUGAAAAGAAACCUUUAGAAAGCAAUUGGAUCUACAACUACUAGUCUUCAACACUUUUGGUUCUGUUCUGGGGAAAAAAAAAGGGGGGGAACACCUUCAGUCAGAUCUGUGAGCAGAUGUCUCCAACUAGUGGACAUCAUGUGUUAUUGCAGUGACUGCACAAAAACUCAUGAAAGAGGAAAGUAACAGAAAACAAGUGUCUAGUGUACAUCCAUAAAACAAUAAAAUGGAUAAAAGUGUUGGUAAACGUAUUUGGAUGAACAUAGGCAAUGAAGAGAACUUAAAAAAAAACAGAAACCUCUUUUUGUUCAGUGAAACUGUCGGUCAACACUGCAGCAGCUGCUUUUGUUAAUUCAGCCAAAGUCCAGCGGUUAUGUAACACAACGUUGUAGUGAAGAAGGAGGACCAGCAUUACUGCUGGGGCAGUGCAACCCCGCUGCUUGGAAGAGCAAGAGCACAGAAACCCUGCCUCCACUUGUCAUAUCCACAAAUUCAAGGGAGCAAUCAUGGCUGCAGAAGCAAAGCAAACUUGCUAUGAGGGCUGUGCUGUGGACAGCUUCCAGUUUUACCUGGAGAGGUCAGGAGAGCAUGCAGCCGUUCUCAAAGGUGUUCAAAACCUCCUGCCUGAGGAAUAUAAAAGGAUUGGAGCAGGAAAAACCAGCCUUGAUGUUCUUGGUGUUGGAAGCGGUGSAGGUGAGAUGGAUGUGCAGCUGCUCUCCCUGCUGAAGUCAACAUUCCCAACUGUUCCCAUAACAAGCUGCAUUGUGGAGGGCAGCUCAUCUCUCACUGACAACUUUAAAGCUUUGGUAGCAAAGACUGCCGAACUUCAAAGCAUUCCCUUCUCUUGGCACAUCAUGCACAGUGAGGACUAUGAGAAGCAAGUGAAAGCAAAAGGAGACAUAAAGAAAUUUGACUUCAUCCACAUGAUUCAGAUGAUCUACUAUGUGGAUGACCUGCAGGAAACAAUCAAGUUUUUCCAGAGCCUGCUGAAAAAAAAUGGUAGACUCAUGAUCGUUGUUGAAUCAG
Messenger RNA from Austrofundulus limnaeus, 1468 nucleotides. RefSeq names its product histamine N-methyltransferase (gene hnmt). Gene Ontology annotation, molecular function: N-methyltransferase activity. NCBI's taxonomy places the organism in Eukaryota, Metazoa, Chordata, Actinopteri, Cyprinodontiformes, Rivulidae. The record is from RefSeq and is a predicted model, not a curated record.